AUGACAAACUUGGUGGGGAUACGAAUUUAUAACGGCAACUGGAAGGAAGUAGAAUGGACAGAUGUCCAAGGUUUGGCAGUAACCAAUGAUGUUACCCAACCAGACCCUAUGGUAGUUACACAUUUAGGACGUAGUGUUUCUCUCACUUGCUUUUGCCCAUCUGAAAUGAUAAAGAGUGUACUUUGGCUAAAACAAACUUUUGGACAAAAGCCUCUUCUCAUGGCAUCAUCAUAUCAUUACUCUCAGGAGAGUUCUUACUUCAAUAACUUCAUCAAAGACUUUAACAGGACUAAACGUUUACGUGUGAAGAGGGCAGAGGACAGUUUUAACCUGACUUUCAUAGAGACUGAACCAGGGGACUCCGCUACAUACUACUGUGCUGCUCUGAAAAUCAAUGAAAUUAUUAUAGCAGAAGGAACUGUCUUAAUUGUCAAAGGUUCCGAUUCCAAUAGCAUGUCUGUGCUUCAGCAGCCGGUGUCUGAAUCAGUCCAGCCUGGAGAAUCAGUGACUCUGAACUGUACAGUAAGCACUGAGACCUGUGAAGGAGAACACAGUGUCUAUUGGUUCAGACAUGACUCAGGAGAAUCUCCUCCAGGAAUCAUUUAUACCAAUGGAGACAGGAGUGGUCAGUGUAUGAAGAGCCCUGAGUCUGGGUCUCCUACACAGAGCUGUGUCUACAACCUCCCCAAGAGGAACCUCAGCCUCUCUGAUACUGGGACUUACUACUGUGCUGUGGCCUCAUGUGGAGAGAUACUGUUUGGGAAUGGGACCAAGCUGGAUGUUGGAGGCCAUUACACUGAACCUGUUCUUUUGGUGUACUGUCUGGGAGUAGCAUUGGGCGUCUCAAUCAUCCUGAUCAUUGUACUUACUUACAUUAUUUUCAAGAUUAAUUUGAUGAUGUGUUGCCAGUGCAGAGGACUUGACUCUCAGACAAGAGAUCCUACAGUUUCCCGGUCAGAUAGAAUGAACCAAGAUGCAGACAAUCUUCAAUAUGUUGCUCUGAAUCUGAACAAGAACAGGUCUUCAGGACAAAGAAGCAACAUGGAAAAAGAGAAGAUGGUCAUAUACUCCGGAAUUAGACAAUAG
Molecule: messenger RNA, 1086 nt
Organism: Esox lucius (northern pike)
Lineage: Eukaryota; Metazoa; Chordata; Actinopteri; Esociformes; Esocidae
Exons: 6
Coding region: 1-1086 (361 amino acids)
Biological process (GO): response to bacterium
Source: RefSeq, a predicted model, not a curated record